Molecule: messenger RNA, 1586 nt
Organism: Hemibagrus wyckioides
Lineage: Eukaryota; Metazoa; Chordata; Actinopteri; Siluriformes; Bagridae
Gene: tnni1c
Product: troponin I, skeletal, slow c
Exons: 9
Coding region: 1-702 (233 amino acids)
Biological process (GO): muscle contraction
Cellular component (GO): troponin complex
Source: RefSeq, a predicted model, not a curated record
AUGCUGGAGACAGGUGAGGGGGAGAAGGAGGAAGAGGAGGAGGAGCACGUGAACACACCAGUGUCCAGACGCAGCAUCUCUCACCCUCAGGUUGCAGAUUUUCACUAUGUCUGGGUUGCUCCCACUCCCAUGGCUCCUCGGGCCAAUGUUAAGCCCAAAUCUAAAAUCUCAGCCUCGAGGAAACUCUCGCUGAAGAUCCUGCUCCUGCAGAGGGCGAUGGAGGAUUUGGAGCAGGAGAAAGUGACACGUGACGAAGAGAAGGUGCGCUACCUGGGAGAGAAACUUCCUCCUCUACAGAUUUCCGGGCUCGCACUGGACGAGCUGCAGAAACUGUGUCGACAGCUUCAUACUAAGAUUGAAGUGGUGGACGAGGAGAGAUACGACAUCGAAGCUAAAGUCAACAAGAACAAUAAAGAAAUUCAUGAGCUGAAGCUGAAGGUGCAGGAUCUUGGGGGUAAAUUUAAGAAGCCGGCUCUGAGGAAGGUGCGCGUGUCAGCUGAUGAGAUGAUGAGAGCUUUACUCGGCUCCAAACACAAAGGCUCCAUGGACCUGAGAGCAAACCUGAAGUCUGUCAAGAAGGAGGACAUCAAACAGGAGAAGGUGCUGACCACUGAGGUGGGAGACUGGCGUAAGAAUGUGGAGGCCAUGUCAGGGAUGGAGGGCAGGAAGAAGAUGUUCGAUGCUGCUGGUGGAGGACAGUGAACAGUGUGUGUGUUUAAAAACGGAGAAAAAUAAUGACUGUGAGAAUGACUUGUUAGACUGUUACACUAUAAUAUUUACUGUUAAUGUUACACUGUAGCUGCUGUUACAUGGUAAUGUUCAUGACAUGGUUACACUGCUGCAGUUACACUACCAGUCAAAAGUUUGGACACACCUCUUAAUUCAGUGUUUUUUGUUUAGGGAUUUAUUUUCUACAUUCUAGAACAAUCCUGGAGAUUUCAAAACUAUAAAAUAACACACAUGGACUUCAGUAAUCCAUAUGUAACGACAACAAAAACCAGUCAGUUGUUAUUUUAAGACACGAAGGUCAGGUGUUCUGGAAUAGUUCUUGCAAGAACAGUAUUGUCAAGUGCAUUUGCAAAACCCAUCAAGCACCAUGAUGAAACUGGCUCACAUGAAGACCAUCCCAGUAAAGCAAGACCAAAACUGACCACUGCUGCAGAGGAGAAGUUCAUUUAGAGUCACCAGCCUCAGAAAUCACCAAUUAACAGCGCCUCAGAUUAGAGGCAUUAUGAAGGCUUUACAGAGCAUCAGUAGCAGACAUAUCUCAAUAUCAACUGUUCAAAGGACAUUAUUGUGGAUUUCAGCCGCCUUCAGCAUUGUUUUACAAUGUAGAGAGAAAUAAACAUCAGGAAACACCAUGGGAUUAGAAGGUGUGUCCAAACUUUUCACUGGUAGUGUACAUCUGUAACAUUUUUCACAACGUUUCAUUUGUUACAUUCUUACAGCUGUUACAAAGUUUUAUUUAUUACACUGUUGCAUUAUUACAUGGUAAUAUGGCUGCUCAUGUCUAAAGUACAAUCAUUUUUAAAUGCUAUAUAUCUAUAUAUAUAUAUCUGUGUGUGUGUCUCUGUGUGUGUGUGUGU